Messenger RNA from Cyprinus carpio (common carp), 2349 nucleotides. RefSeq names its product monocarboxylate transporter 10-like. Gene Ontology annotation, biological process: transmembrane transport. Gene Ontology annotation, molecular function: monocarboxylic acid transmembrane transporter activity. The record is from RefSeq and is a predicted model, not a curated record. NCBI's taxonomy places the organism in Eukaryota, Metazoa, Chordata, Actinopteri, Cypriniformes, Cyprinidae.
AUUUUAUCCAGCAGUGUGAUCGACAGCAUGAGUGAGUGCGUCCAGCUGCAGCGUUCCCGCGCGCGCGUCAGUGCGGGCAGACGCGUCGCGUUCAGCAGAACUUCUCCAUCUGAUCCGGCUCUGGCGGUGGGUCUGUAGCCCCGCCCCUGCUGCCCGAUCUGUAUUUAUGGUUAUUGCAGCAGCAGUCAGUCGGUAGUGUAAGAUCCUCAGCUCACUGACGCACGCGCUCCCACACCGCAGACUGGACCAGCAUGACCGAGGCGCAGUCCGAACCCACUCCAGACGCCGCGGAGGCGACAGCGCCGCCGCACGACGCGAACGAGUCGGAGAUGAAGCAGGAGAACGGCGACUGUAAAGGCUCCGCGAGCGAGGAGAAGGCGCCGCGGGAGUUCGAGCCCCCGGAGGGCGGCUGGGGGUGGGUGGUGAUGCUGGCCUCGAUGUGGUGCAACGGCUCGGUGUUCGGUAUCCAGAACGCGUUCGGCAUCUUGUUCGUGUCUCUGCUGAAAGAGUUCGGCUCCGAGUCGGACGAAGACCUGCGCUUCAAAACAGCGUGGGUCGGCUCUCUCUCAAUGGGUAUGAUCUUCUUCUUCUCACCGAUCGUCAGUGUGUUCACUGAUCUGUUUGGCUGCCGGAUUACAGCAGUUGGAGGGGCAGCGGUGGCAUUUGUGGGACUUCUGGGCAGUUCCUUCGUCAAGUCUCUCGGGCCGUUGUACUUCACCUACGGCAUAGUCUUUGCAUGUGGCUGCAGUUUUGCAUAUCAGCCGAGUCUGGUGAUCCUGGGUCACUAUUUCAAGCGGAGGCUGGGCCUGGUGAAUGGCAUUGUGACGGCGGGCAGCAGUGUAUUCACCAUCACGCUCCCGUACAUGCUGACCGGCCUGCUGAAGAGCGUGGGACUUGCCUACACGCUGCGUGUGCUGAGCAUCUUCAUGUUCUUGCUCAUGCUGGCAGGACUCACCUACAAACCCCUGCUGCCCAAACCCGUCAGCAGCAGCAAGUCAGGCAGCCGCUGUCCCUCGCUCAAGAGGGUGUUUAACAUGAACAUCUGGAGGUCUCUGGGAUACCGCAUAUGGGCAUUUGGGAUCCCUGCAGCCCUGUACGGAUACUUCGUGCCUUACGUUCAUCUGAUGAAGCAUGUGGAGGAGCGUUUCGGUCAGAACGCUAAUAAAGAGGUUCUGCUCACGUGUAUCGGCAUCACGUCUGGAGUGGGUCGUCUGAUCUUCGGGAGAGUGGCAGACUACGUCCCUGGAGUCAACAAAGUCUUCCUGCAGGUGUCCUCGUUCCUGGUGAUCGGGCUGAUGUCCAUGAUGAUUCCUCUGUGUCACGUGUUCGGAGGGCUGAUCGCCGUGUGUCUGCUCAUGGGCCUGUUUGACGGAUGCUUCAUCUGCAUCAUGGCUCCCAUCGCAUUCGAGCUGGUCGGCUCCCAAAACGUGUCGCAGGCCAUCGGCUUCCUCCUGGGCAUGAUGUCCGUCCCCAUGACCGUUGGACCCCCCAUCGCAGGGUUCCUCAGAGACCGUCUGGGCAGCUAUGACGUGGCCUUUUACCUGGCAGGCAUUCCUCCCAUCAUCGGGGGGGCCAUGCUGUGUCUGAUCCCGUGGGUGGAGGCGCGGAGGAAGAGGAAGGAGGCGCAGAUAGCGGCUGACACCACCGAGAAGAUGCUGGAGAGCAAGAGCAGCACGCAGGACACCGCAGACGACGAGAUGAAGACCAAGGACCCCGAAUCCGUCAUCUGAGAGUCGUGAAGGUUUACAGCGGAGAGACUGACAGAUAUGUGUGUGUGUGUGUGUGUGUGUGUUUUCUAUCCCUGCAGGAACAUGCGGAUCGGCAUAAAACAGGGCUUCUCCACAAGUGUGAUUUUUGAGCUAUGCAUCUUUCAGAGAGUUUGCUUGAAUAUUUUUGUAUUGAGUUUCUAGGCUUUAAAAGGGAAAUGUUCGACAAUCAUUGGAUAAGAAGGGAAGAUGUUUGCUGGUGAAGCCCUGAGAGGUGAUGCAUGGGAUUUCAUUUUAACCAGCUUAUGUUUGCUUUACUCUUAGAAUCUAGCUAUAAUUUUAUAAUGCCAGACUAUAUGAAGUCACUCGUAUGAUUGUUUUAAAGGGGAACGUCAGCCAUGCAAUAUGUAUUCAUUCCUCCUGAGUUUGGAAAAUUCGAAACACGUUUUUGCAAAUGCACAUUUUAGCCACGAGUGUUACUAGAGGAAACGUCACUGCAUGGAGACAGUGUUUUAUAUGCAAUUAUCUGUGAUGUAUUUUGAUUGAGAAGUAGCAGCUGAGGAAUCAUUAAUGCUGCUUUAAUGUGUAGCGCAGCUGAUGCUGUGCCAGUGUUCUCAGUGAGUUAGUAUCGAGCGGCGUGUUU